Molecule: messenger RNA, 3201 nt
Organism: Aspergillus alliaceus
Lineage: Eukaryota; Fungi; Ascomycota; Eurotiomycetes; Eurotiales; Aspergillaceae
Product: putative serine/threonine protein kinase (Kin4)
Exons: 3
Coding region: 1-3201 (1066 amino acids)
Biological process (GO): microtubule cytoskeleton organization; protein phosphorylation; intracellular signal transduction
Cellular component (GO): cytoplasm
Molecular function (GO): ATP binding; tau-protein kinase activity; protein serine/threonine kinase activity
Source: RefSeq, a predicted model, not a curated record
AUGGACGGUGCGCUAAGUUCUCAGCAGUCACCUUCUGUCCUGGUCCCGACAGCUUCUUCGGCUAUGAGCGACCCCCAAUCGCAGACCCUACCACGCACCGCUCAUGCAACCCCAGCCCUGACCUCGGCGGCGCCUGCGCCUGCCCUCCGAUCCCCCAUAUAUCCCGACCUUCUCGGUGCACCGCCUAUUCCACCACCGAGGACAUCUUCAACUCAACGAAGCCACGGUUCGAGCGAGAAGGUCUCAGGAUCGCGUCACGGGAAGAGCAAAGGUGAUGAGCGGAGCACGAACCACCGCGAGAGGAAAAGGGACGACUCACGGUCGCGGCGACAAGCUCCAAGGACGUCCGAAGACCCGUCUAGAGGAGCGGGGGCGAGCAGUCGGAGCCAGGCAGCUUCGUCUUCUGCUGCGCCCAUACGCUCGGAGGACCCUGUAGAGUCGUCUGCGGGCCAAGGAAAUCUGGUGAAAGAGUCGAGCGCAGUCAUUAACCAAGUAUUAGUGAGCGACCCAUCGGUAGAUCUUGAGCGAGAACAAGUCCGACAAGCUGGUACAUCGGUAUCUCCCUCGACUGACGAUGCUCCAACUCCUGGGCUAGGCUUGGUCGGCAGUGAUGGCGUAGAUGACGGAGGUCGCGGCGGGCUGCGAAGUCGGCAUGACUACACCGAGAAUUCGAUUAAGCGGAAGGAAACUACAUUUGGUCAAUACAUCCUGGGACAAACGCUGGGAGAGGGCGAGUUUGGGAAAGUGAAGCUGGGAUGGAAGAGAGAUGGCAGUAUUCAAGUGGCUAUCAAGCUAAUCCGGAGAGAAUCUCUUGGAUCGAAUCCCAGCCGGCUCCCCAAGAUUUAUCGGGAAAUUUCGAUUUUGCGCGAUCUUUCCCACCCCAACAUCGUCCGGCUCCAUGAGAUGGUGGAGACCGAUAGGCACAUCGGUAUCAUCAUGGAAUACGCGUCCGGUGGCGAACUUUUCGACCAUAUACUGAACAACCGAUAUCUCAAAGACAAUGCUGCUCGUCGUCUCUUUGCGCAGUUAGUAUCUGGUGUCGGCUACCUCCACAAAAAGGGAAUUGUCCAUCGCGAUUUAAAGCUGGAAAACUUAUUACUGGACCGAAACCGCAAUAUCAUCAUCACAGAUUUUGGCUUCGCGAAUACGUUUGAUCCAGUCGAUGAGCUGGGCGAGGAGAUUGAGUACAAUCUUACGAACAAGGAGUUUGUGAAGAGGAUGCGCCUUGACAGACCCAAUGCCAAGGGCUUAAGGCGUGGUGAUUUGAUGCAAACUAGUUGUGGAAGCCCUUGUUAUGCCGCACCAGAGCUCGUUGUUAGCGAUUCGCUGUAUACCGGACGUAAAGUGGAUGUUUGGAGCUGCGGUGUCAUCUUGUAUGCAAUGCUUGCCGGUUACCUGCCUUUUGAUGACGAUCCAGCGAACCCGGAUGGCGAUAACAUCAACUUACUCUACAAGUAUAUCGUUACGACGCCUCUCACGUUCCCUGAAUACGUAACUCCACAUGCCCGUGAUCUCUUGAGGCGGAUACUGGUGCCGGAUCCACGGAAGCGAGCAGAUUUGUUUGAGGUUGCACGGCAUAGUUGGCUCAGCGAAUACUCGCACAUUGUGUCGCAUAUAACUAGUAGCACAACUAAGGUCGCUGAUAUUGCUACCACGACUGUGACAAAUGUUUCCUCUUUGGGAGGUCUCGUUCACCACUCAGGAGACGUCUCCCAGGAACAGCCAGCCGAGAGUUCGAAGACUCCCCGAGAUGCAAAACGGCGAACCGUUCAGGUCGAAUAUGUCGCUCCUCAGUCGCAGACUACGAGGGGGGAGAGCAUGGAAUCUGAUACGGUAGGUCCAUUGGCUGCUAUUGAAACCGCUGAGCCUGCGCAAAUUGGAACAAUGGCAAACCGCCGAGAUGUUGAGACUGUCUCGCCACCCGAAGCCGUACCACAAGGCCCGCCUAUGCCUCCAAGCGCACAGAUUGGGGAUUCAAAGGUACAGCAACGCCCACCAUCGGGGCAUUUACCUCGCUCAACUUCGGAUUCAAUGGCACUCACGGGAUCGUCGACCAUGCCCCCAACGCAUCCUAUGCGACCUACCACGGGUGCCUCCAUGGCUUCAUUCAAUACCGGCCGUUUGCCUUCACGAGGAUCUUAUGGACAGCCGGUGGCACCAACUGUGGCGGCGACUAAUGCGCACGGCCGAUUGGCACAGCCAAAGAGCAAGCAAUACAUUAUUUCGAAUCCGAUCCCUCAAGAUCCUUCACAACAGGAUGUAGUGUCGAUUGGCCGCCCGAGCGCACAGGCUCUUCCUGCCAAAUUCAAUACGACCCCCCGACAAGAGCCACCGAAGGGUCACAAGCGAUCAAAUACUGUCUCGGGCCUUGGCGAGAAGUUAUUUGGACGGUCUGGCUCCAUAUUUGGAGGGCGUGGUGGGCAAGCAAGUACCCGCCAAAAGAGCGGCAAGCGUUAUCCUCCUACAAGUAUGAGAGACCCGUAUGGUGGCGAAAUCCCCCGGAUGUCCAUGGACUCACGCCGCUCUAUGCAAUAUGGAUCAAACCGGAAGACGAGCGAAACAGGGGGCGAGAGUCGGCCUCGCCGAUUCUCCCUCUUGCCAGCAUCUUUCUCUCUAAAAGGCCUCUCUUCGAGUAGAUCACAAACUCCAGACGACGAGUCACAGGCUGACCGCUCUGUGGAUAAUCGCGCGCAGCAAAAACCAUCUGCUGGGGAAUUACGACCCCGUGCACGUGCGACUAGCCACGGAACACAGGAUGCAAUGGGGAUCAUGCCAGAAGGUGGCCCGGCAGAUGAAGUCUUUGUCCAAGAUGAGCCCAUCAACUAUCAAGCCCGCAUUGAUGAGCAAUUUGCGGUAUUGCAUGGAACCCAAUCCGCGACGUAUCACCCGACUUCUUAUUCGGCUGAACAGGUGUACCAAAAUGACAAUGACCACUACUAUCGGAACCAGUAUGCCAAUAAUUCGACACCAAAUUACUAUGACGAAUACAAUAGUCCGUUUGAUAGCGCGCAACAGCAACCUACGCCAGCUGGCCGACCAACACGAGGGCCCAGUGUCCUGCAGAAGAACCAUCGGAAAUUUGCGGAUGCCUAUGAGUACGAGCGCGAUUCAUCACAUCACUCCGGUAGCUCUGGCGCAGCCAGGAAAGUAAUGGAUUUCUUCCGUCGACGGGCGAAGUCAAGGGCUGGCGACGACCGGUAG